Messenger RNA from Botrytis porri, 1716 nucleotides. RefSeq lists its product as uncharacterized. The transcript has 4 exons. Gene Ontology annotation, biological process: protein localization to plasma membrane. NCBI's taxonomy places the organism in Eukaryota, Fungi, Ascomycota, Leotiomycetes, Helotiales, Sclerotiniaceae. Bases 1 to 1716 code for a protein of 571 amino acids. The record is from RefSeq and is a predicted model, not a curated record. Gene Ontology annotation, cellular component: plasma membrane.
AUGUAUCAAAUUGCUUCCCCCAAUGAGUACCUCGCCAUCACUGGCGCAAAGAUUGCGACUGUCAAAAUAUGCAAGAGUGCUUUUGUUUGGCCCUUCCAAAAGGUCCGAAGAUUCAACAUUCAACCUCGCGACUAUGAGCUGUCACUUCAGGCGAUGACAAAGGAGAAACUUCAGUUGGCAAUUCCUGUAGUAUUCACCAUCGGUCCCGAUGUCAACCGCAGAGGCGAUAAUUCUCGUACUGCUGAUUCUAACCAUGAGAGCGCCGCAGAGGAUGGCGACGACGCCCUUUUGAAGUUCGCAAUGCUGUUGGCUGAAGGCGAAAGCAAUGACGGUGAUGCAGGCGCACAUCUUAGAAAGAUUGUCGUCGGUAUCAUCGAAGGUGAAACCCGUGUUCUCGUCAGCUCCAUGUCGAUGGAGAAGAUUUUCACAGAGAGAGAAGCAUUCAAGAAGGACAUCUUCAAGAACAUUCAAUCUGAGUUGGGACAAUUUGGCCUUAGAAUCUAUAACGCCAACGUGAAAGAACUCAAAGAUGCUCCAGGCUCCAACUACUUUGCCUCUCUCAGCAAGAAAGCCCACGAGGGUGCUAUUAAUCAAGCCCGUAUCGAUGUAGCAGAGGCUCAACGAUUGGGUACUGUUGGAGAGGCUCAGCGUCGGGCAGAACAAGACCGAGAACUCGCCAAGGUUCAAGCCGAGACCGCAGUUCAAAAGACAGAACGUGAUAGUGAGAAGGCUCGCGCUGAGGCCACACUUGCGACCCGCAAAACUGUUUACAGCCGUGAUGUUAAUGUUGCUCAAAUCGAGGCUACACGUGCUACCGAAGUCCGCGACGAGGAACUCCGCCGAGACGUCGAAGUCAAACGUGCUUUCACCGAGCUUGAACGUCUCCGUGCUAGUGAUGUUGUCAAGGCGACGAUUGCCCGUGAAGCUAAGCAACAAGCUGCUGAUGCUAAGAACUACGAAGAGCAAGCCCGCUCAAAUGCCGAAUACUAUAGCCAGCAGAAGAUAGCCGAAGCAAAGGCAAACGCUGAACAAAGAGCUGCUGAUGCUAAGAUGUAUAGUGAGAAACAAGCCGCACUUGCAAAGGCCAAUACUGAGCAGAAGAGUGCCGAUGCCAAAGUCUACAGUGAACAGAAGGCGGCUGAUGCCAAGGCAUAUAAAGAGAAGGCCCGCGCAGAGUUUGAGCUUUACAGCGAGCAGAAAGCUGCCGAAGCAAAGGCCUACAGAAUCAAAUUGGAAGCUGAAGCUAAUUUCAUCGCCGAGUCCAGAGCAGCCGAAGCAGCCCUCUUGAGACAGCAAAAGGAGGCAGCUGGUAUGAGUGCUAUGGCCGUCGCAUACGCAGAUAUGAGCAAGGCUAUGGGUGGUCCACAAGGACUCAUGCAAUACCUCAUGAUCGAGCGUGGUACUUACCAAGACCUUGCCAAAGCCAACGCCGAGGCCGUUCGUGGUUUGAACCCCAAGAUGACGAUCUGGAAUACAGGUGCACAGGCUGGUGGCAAUGGUGAAGGCAGCUCUGCUGAAGCUCAGGGAAUCGGUAUGGGUGGUAUGGAUAGCAUUCGUAAUAUGUAUCAGAUGCUUCCACCACUCAUGUCCACUAUUCAUGAGCAGACUGGGAUGACUUUGCCAGAGUGGCAAUAUGGACGUUUGGGUCCUGUACCUAGAGAGACUCAGGAGGUUGCCAAGGUUAAUGGUAAGACCAAUGGCGCUAAUGGGCAUUGA